This is a messenger RNA of Cherax quadricarinatus, 2656 nucleotides long. The record is from RefSeq and is a predicted model, not a curated record. NCBI's taxonomy places the organism in Eukaryota, Metazoa, Arthropoda, Malacostraca, Decapoda, Parastacidae.
AUGGGAAAAUUGUGGGUUUAUCUCAGGUGGUACCACCUCUGCUUCACCUACGACCACCUGCAACACCUCUACAACACAUUCAUCAAUGGGGAGCUUAUCUACGAGCUUACCUACGACGUUGAUGGUCAAAUAUAUGGAAACAACGUGAGCGUGGGCCAGUCAGGACGUCAGCAAGAGAGCUUUAGUGGUGCUCUCUCACAGGUUAACAUGUGGGACUCAGUACUGAGUAUGGAGAUGAUAGCGGACAUGGCCGCCUGUGAGUACGAUCCUCAGGGUAACUACAUAUCCUGGGAGGGAGGAUGGGACCUUCACAAUAUUACGGAGUAUCAAGCUUCUCUCGAGUACUUUUGCGAACAAAUCACAGACAUUGUAUACUUUGGGUUCCCCAAACUGUCAAAACCUCAGGCGUUUUACAUUUGUGAGGCUCUGGGCUCUCACCUGCCUCUUCCGACGACCAUAAAUGAGGUUAACUUCUGGUACAAUCUCUCCUAUCGUGUUUGGCCUGAUCAGCUAGACUUAUUUAUGUGCAGUGGAUCCUUCUGGACUCCAAUCACUGACGUUAUGCACGAUGGUAUAUGGGUCAUCCACUAUGACAACACCAUUGCCUCAUCUGUAGCCUGGAAGGUUGGGGAACCUAAUGGCUUGUUCUACGAGAACUGCGCCAUCAUUGAACAAUCCGGCAUUGCAGACACUGACUGCGCCACGAACGAAAGGUGCGCAAUAUGUGAAUUCCGCGAGCUACAAAUCUUCUCCUUUCUGGGAACAUGCGAGUUAGAAGACCGCAAUGUCCACUACAGUGCCUUCCAAGAGGAUCUGGGAGAUCUAUAUUUUAAAGGAUAUGGAGAGUACCACAUCCGGAAGGUGGAUGACGACUGGUUGUGGAUCAACGUAGUGACAAACAAGACACUAGCUAGGCUAGACCCCGACGCGCCUUUCGGCAUGCCCAUGGGGCGUCGUGUCUGGUAUCUUGAGACAACAGUUUGUGACCAACGAGAAGGUUCACGGACUCUCGUUCUCACGCCUUGUGGGGCUAACAGUUAUACCUGUGAUGAUGCGACAUGCAUAGCCCAUGAGAACCGUUGUGACCACAAGUACGACUGUCUCGAUCACAGCGAUGAGGUUGGCUGUGAGCUCAUCAGGUUCCCGGAAGAUUACAACAAGGAUCUGCCGCCAGAAAUGAGUGAUAAAGAAGGCAGCGCGAACUUGCCAUUAACUUUGAACAUUAGUAUCGAGUUCACCAACAUCUACACCAUGCAGAUGGUGAUGCAGGUGUCUUAUAAGAUUCAGAUGAUUUGGUUCGAUAAUCGACUCGUUUAUUGUAACCUGAAGGCUAACCACAGACUCAAUAAGGUGAACUACACAAACAUGAUGAGCCUCUGGUUACCCACCGUUGGGUUCAUCAACACAGAGGGGCACCAACGUACGACGGUCGACGAAGAAUCUUCACUGUACGUGCGGAGGUUGCAGCCAGCCAGGUUGAGGGAUAACAGCUUCUCCCGCGAGAUGGAUCUGUUCUCAGGCGAGGAGAACUCUCUCUUCUUCUCCAGGAAGUACAGCACCCCUUUCAUAUGUGAUUUUAACCUGGUGUUGUACCCGUUUGAUGUUCAGUACUGUGACAUGCGCCUCCAGAUAAUCUCAGGCACCAAAGACUACAUCACUUUCGACAAGGUGGCCUCCUUCGCUGCGUACUACGGCAGUGCCUGGCUGCUGGAGUACCAGAUUCGGCAACCUAAGAUCAUUUUUGACAACAAUAACGAGUUCAGCGAAAUGAAAGUUCGGAUCCCACUACAGCGACUCUCAGGUUAUGCUGUCCUUAACAUCUACAUUCCCUCUACCAUUCUCCUGGUGAUCUGCUACAUCACACUCUUCCUUCGUCCGCACUUCCUUGAGGCUCGCGUUAUGACCACACUCACCUCCUUGCUGGUCUUGGCCACUUUGUUUACACAGGCAUCAGCGACGCUGCCCAAGACAUCAUACUUCAAGAUGGUCGACGUGUGGAUCCUCUUCUGCAUUGUAAUGAGCUUUAUAAUAAUUAUCUUCCACACCAUUAUUGACAAACUGGUGGACGACACAGCCUCUGCUCUCCCACCACUGACCAAGGUAUCACCUGCUGCUGCUGCUGCUGCUGCUGCUGCUGCUGCUGUCGACGGCCGGCCACCCAACACCACCUCCAGGAGCCUCCGUAACUUCAACACUGCCAGGGGCUUCAUUCUGUUCUCUAGGUCCAGCCUUGUGGCUAUUUUUGCAGUCUUCAACUUUAUCUAUUGGUCUUACAUAUUUGGCUGAGCUACAGCUCUUGUUCCAGAUGAUUAUUUUAGUUAAGAUCGACUAAGUUAUUUUCCUUGUAAAUUCCUAUUGAAAAUACUAAUUGAAAUUAACUUUGAGUGUAAUAUAACAUUAACUUUGAGUGUAAUAUAACAUUAACUUUGAGUGUAAUAUAACAUUAACUUUGAGUGUAAUAUAACAUUAACUUUGAGUGUAAUAUAACAUGUAUACUGAGAGACAUAAACCUCUCGAUGAAUGUCUUAAUUUUAUUGGCUGUGUAUUUAAUUUCACGAAUCAACUUCGUCAAGUCUAUAUAAGACGUCACUGUCUAUUGCUCUUUGAAGAUUUAAACUUUUAUCUUGAUUUUACUUUAUAUUAUUUCAUAAAAAAA